This is a messenger RNA of Tachysurus fulvidraco (yellow catfish), 1375 nucleotides long. RefSeq names its product Alpha-aspartyl dipeptidase-like. NCBI's taxonomy places the organism in Eukaryota, Metazoa, Chordata, Actinopteri, Siluriformes, Bagridae. Gene Ontology annotation, biological process: proteolysis. Gene Ontology annotation, molecular function: serine-type peptidase activity. Bases 95 to 817 code for a protein of 240 amino acids. The record is from RefSeq and is a predicted model, not a curated record. The transcript has 8 exons.
UAUCUUCGCUCCAUGUUCCACAGUCAGAGUACAGAUCAGUUCCUCUUCCCUCUGCUCAUGUAAACUGAGCUCCUGCAGACUCAGCACUCUGAUCAUGACCAGACGACUGCUGCUGGUGUCCAACUCCACGCUGUAUGGAGGAGGAUAUCUCCAACAUUGUCAAGAGAACAUUGCUGAUUUCUUCGGAAAACAGGUGAAGAGGAUCCUGUUCGUCCCAUAUGCUCUACAUGACCGGGACCAGUACACCAAGACAGCCAGAGACAAGCUGAACAGUCUGGGUUAUGAGGUGGACAGUGUUCACGAGGCUGCAGACCCUGUCGAGGCUGUGCGUAAAGCUGAGGCCAUAUUCAUUGGUGGAGGAAACACAUUCCGCCUGCUCAAAGCCCUCUAUGAUAACAACUUGGUGACUGAAAUUAGAAAAAGAGUGCUUCAGGAUGGAGUUCCAUAUAUGGGCUCGAGUGCCGGCACUAACGUGGCUACAGUUAGCAUUAACACCACUAAUGACAUGCCCAUCGUUUAUCCCCCCAGCUUCUCCGCCAUCGGCCUCGUCCCAUUCAAUAUCAACCCACACUACCUGGAUACUGACUGUAACAGCAGGCACAUGGGGGAAACACGUGAGCAGAGAAUCACUCAGUAUCAUGAGGAGCCUAACACACCAUGUGUGCUGGGUCUGAGAGAAGGAUCCAUGCUGCUGGUGGAAGGAAACACAGCCACGUUACUCGGCACCACCAACGCUCGACUCUUCCAGAGGGGAAAGCAGACGAGUGAACACGAACCUGGCAGCGAUCUGAGCUUCUUACUGACUGAUCCACAGUAACAGAGACAGACAUCAACACCUGGGAGAAUCACUGACACUGUGUGAAGCCCUGUAAUGAUCUCAUAGUAAACUGAAGACAUCUCAUAUCGAAACUGAGUUUUUCUGAAUGUUCUGCUGUGAAUUGCGACACUUUACACGAGCAUCAGUUCUGCAGGAAGGAAUAGUGAUAAUGAAGUCUUUAUGACACUUUAUAACACUUCAGCUUCUGGUGAUCAUCCCUGCAGGAGUGACCUUUAACCCUUUAGUGAGCUGAUAAAAAUAAUACAGUCUGUUCUACAAUUUAUAGAACGUCUAGAAUCAUCGUCGUGUUUUACAUUUUAUCAAACAGUUUUUUACCAAAAAUUGAAAAUUUCUUGAUCAACAGAAUUUAAUAUUGUUGGUUGUAUAAUUGUAAUAUAAUUGUUGUAUUUUUAAACAUACUGAUUUUUCUGUCAUUCUCAAGUCGAGCCAUGAUGAAGGAGGCGGAGCUUGUAGCACUUUCCAUACGAUUAAACCCCGUAUUAAUUACGCUCUACGGACUUGAAUCAGAUCCUGAGAUUAAAGCUGACGUUCACAAAA